Messenger RNA from Lachancea thermotolerans CBS 6340, 1920 nucleotides. It is a transcript of the gene AVL9, whose product is annotated as Avl9p. The coding region runs from base 1 to 1920 and encodes 639 amino acids. Lineage: Eukaryota; Fungi; Ascomycota; Saccharomycetes; Saccharomycetales; Saccharomycetaceae. The record is from RefSeq and is a predicted model, not a curated record. The transcript has a single exon. Gene Ontology annotation, cellular component: cytoplasm.
AUGAGUCAGCCUGAGAAUGUUAUUUUUGGUAUUCUCCUGGUCAACUUCCACCAUUCAAAAGGCCCGGAGAUCGAAUACUCCUAUGGACUGCCCAACGACAUUGAGGCGGCCAAGGUGUGGCCAUUUCUCCCGUUUCAAGCACUACCAGACGGCUCGCACUCUUUUGAAGAAACCUUUACGUACUUUACACUACUCUUCAAUGAGAAAACGAAUAGUGGACCUCCCCCCGAGGGAGGUGCUGAAAUCGCCGAUACACAAGUUGAUGACUUUACGACCUUUUUCGCCAUAUCGUGCACCAGGCAGAUCAAGGCUGAGGACCUGAUAACGAAAACUGAUGACAUUACACGAUCUACAGUGCAGAAAGCUAUAGUCGUGGUUGCGAGAAGACCCAUUUUUGGCCAGAUCAAAGACAAACUCAGCAUUAUAACCAACGCAUUUUUCUUGCAACGAGAUUUUAGCAACAAAGCCAUCAUCGGCACACUUCAUGAGAACCUCACAGCAAUGUACAAGCUCUCUGUUAUAGAUGAUGAGGCACACAUGUACGUUGGUUUAUGCCUUCGUCGCGUAAUGCAUGAUUUCAGAAGACACGUUCUAAUUAUUCUCAAAGCCAUUCUAUUGGAACAGAAAGUGUUAUUUUAUGGGAGUGACGUUGAGGCCUUAUGUAACUUGCAGUUCGGCUUCAUCAGUCUAAUACCAAACCUUAUUUUGAACCUUCAAGACUGUGGAUCGCCUAAACUGGACAGCUACCGCCAAAGUCUCACAAUGGCGGAUUCAUUUAAGUCAAGCGAUCGUCAAUCAGUCUUGAGGUUUCUGGGAUUUCCACUUCAAAUCUUUGGCAAAGGGGGACUUUUUUCGCCUUACAGCCCGCUGCAACAGAUGGCUGAUCUGGAAUCUUCUAACACCCAGUUUUACGUUGCAGGGACUUCAAACUCUCUUUUGCUGGAACAAAAGUCAAACCUAUGCGAUAUUUUGGUGAAUGCCAAUGAUCACUCGGUUGAAAUCAUAUCAGCAGACAAAAGUUUGCAUCAUGCGUUACAACUGACUUCGCAUGAUAAAAGAUGGAUCGACUCUAUUGUCUCUAUUGUCUCCGAAACAUGGAACGAAGACGACUAUACAACCCCUAAAAAUAUGCAAUUUGAAGGAAGCGAAGAUUUUAUAAGGUGGCAGUUCGAAGACUAUCUUACAGGAAUGGUCGCAUGCGAAAAAUUAGACUCCUUUGUUAAGAAAAACGAGAACAAAGAACAAGCGCUGAGAUCAAUUCCUGACGAACUGAUUCAGCAGGCACCGGCGGAGUCGUAUGGCUUGCCCUGGAUGCGGCUUUGGAGGGAGACAAGAAAUUACGACACAUUUAAUAACUUUACAGACGACAGAAUUUUUGAUCUUUUUGCCCCAAAGCACGUUUGUAACUCCACUGAUACACUCACAAGUUUGCAGCAAAGACUGAGCAAGUCUUUCCAAUCAUUAAUGAAAAAAGAGCAGACAUCUCACCGAGAAAAGGAUGAGGCCUCAAUUGAGGGCACACAGAAGGACACCGAAGAUGUAAGUAAGAGCGGUCCAACAAAAAACGUUCCUGCGACUGAGGAUUCCAUGCGAGGUGCCUCCUGGAAAGAUUACUUCAACAGAAAGAAGAAGGCUAGGGACCUAGCUGGCGAUCAGCUGUCCGUUCCUUCGACUCACACAAUAGCUCUUAAUUCAACACCUGCUGCUAUAAGUACUGCCCUUCUAAGCCUUGGAUUAUCGGAGUUACCGAGCGACGAAGACUUCGAAAACUUGGAGUACUCCCAGGAAUUACAAAGUAGUGGAGAUAAAAGUCAGGAUUUAGAGUCUGCAGAUUUCAUGAACGGAGACAAGGCGGCUCGUCUUGGGACGAAAGGAACCGGCGAAAGUGAGGAGAAAAAUCCCUGGGUUGGCGAAAAGUGA